This is a messenger RNA of Mangifera indica (mango), 2703 nucleotides long. RefSeq names its product transcription termination factor MTERF9, chloroplastic-like. The record is from RefSeq and is a predicted model, not a curated record. The transcript has 7 exons. Gene Ontology annotation, molecular function: double-stranded DNA binding. Bases 128 to 1672 code for a protein of 514 amino acids. Gene Ontology annotation, biological process: regulation of DNA-templated transcription. Lineage: Eukaryota; Viridiplantae; Streptophyta; Magnoliopsida; Sapindales; Anacardiaceae.
GAAAUGAAAUGACGGAGACAGUAGCAGAGCAAGAAAGAAAUAUAAGCUAAAGCUUUUAGAUAUUUUUCUGGUUUAGGGUUUUUGGGUAUAUUCUCUUUAACUCUUUCAUUCGUUUAUCUGUGAAACCAUGUCACUUUUGUCUCUCUUCCCAGUUUUCAGUAGUAACCCAAGAGUUCUUCACUCCCCACUUCACUCUGUUGGUCAGACGAGAGCUAAAACUCGCCGUUUUGUGGCCUUAUCCACUCACUCCAACGCUAAGAUUAUUAAGACUAACAGGAAGUCGAGGUAUGGACGGCAACUGUCUAUGUAUGAUAAUAGUGAAGAGGAUAUAGAGGAAGAGGAGGAAGAAGAUGAAGAUGACGUGGAAGAAGAUGAUUGGUUGGUCGAUGAUGAUGAUGACUUUGCAGAAGUUAAGGAAUAUGUUGUCAAUGGAAAGAAGUAUAAGUCACAGAAGAGAUGGAAUUCUAAAAUAGGCAGUCAGAGAUCACCAGUUACAGGCAGGAGCAUUGGGUCAUUAAAAUCUGGUGGAAGCCUUAGAAUUGCUGAAAACCAAUUGGAUGGAAGAAAUAGAAGAAAUACUCUAGGGAAGAAUAGUAAUGGAAAUCCUUAUCAUGCUUCCUACUAUACUAAGGAAGUUAAUUCAUUUGAUGGUGGAGGAAAGCAUAUGACAAGGAGUUCCAUGGAGAAUAGAUAUCAAUUGCUAUCUGAAGAAAUAGAGUUGGAUGAGAAAUGGCUCCCACUUCUUGAUUAUCUAAGCACGUUUGGGUUCAGUGAAUCUCACUUUAUCCAAAUGUAUGAGAGGCACAUGCCUUCCCUUCAGAUAAAUGUAUGUUCUGCACAGGAAAGGUUGGAAUACUUGUUAAGUGUUGGUGUCAAACAGAGAGAUGUCAGGAGGAUUCUUCUGAGACAACCACAGAUUUUGGAAUAUACUGUUGAUAACAAUUUGAAGUCCCAUGUAAAUUUCUUGAUGAAUUUGGGUAUCCCAAGUACCAGAAUAGGACAGAUAAUUGUUGCUGCUCCAUCCCUUUUUUCUUACAGUAUUGAGAAAUCACUAAAACCAACAGUGAGAUACUUAGUUGAAGAGGUUGGCAUUAACGAAAAGAGUAUCGGUAAAGUUGUGCAACUGAGCCCUCAAAUUCUGGUUCAGCGGAUUGAUAUGUCCUGGAACACUCGUUAUCUUUUUCUUUCAGAAGAACUGGGAGCUCCUAGAGAUAGUAUAGUCAAGAUGGUAACAAAACAUCCUCAACUCCUUCAUUACAGCAUUGAUGAUGGAUUACUACCAAGGAUAAAUUUCCUGAGAAGUAUUGGAAUGCAUAAUUCUGAAAUCUUGAAAGUCUUGACAAGCCUUACACAGGUAUUGUCCCUCUCACUGGAAGAUAAUCUAAAACCGAAGUACUCAUACCUGGUUAAUGAGCUUCGCAAUGAGGUGAAGUCCUUGACCAAAUAUCCCAUGUACUUAAGCUUGUCCUUGGACCAGAGAAUUAGACCACGACACAGAUUCUUGGUUUCCCUUAAGAAAGCUCCAAAAGGGCCAUUUCCUCUAAGCUCACUGGUUCCAACAGAUGAAAGCUUUUGCCAGCAGUGGGCUGGUACUAGUUUAGAUGAAUAUUUGGCAUUUCGGCAGAGGUUGCUACUCAAGGAUUUUGCUAAUAAAUAUGAUAAACGGGAAUAAUAUAUUUUCCCAUUUUGUUCUUUGUUUAUACUACCAAAGUUUUGUAGUAGCAGAGUUAUCAUUCCCCAAUUUAAGGGACCGGUGAAGCUGGUUUUGUGGAGUGGUUACAGAAGUAAUAUUAGCACUGGAGUUGAUCCAGAUAUUUGUUUAUUUCACUUGUCAUUUAAACUUUCUCUUGGAGGCAUUCAGAUGAGAAUAUUUUACUAACUGCUUAUGUAUGAAGAUAAAAUAUUUCAAGUAUAGUACAUAAAAACAAGAUCUUCUAUGUGUGUAGCACUUGUUACAAAUUCGCAUUUUCUGAUUGUUACCUGACCGAUUGCAGGCUGCUGCAGCCUAGUUAUAUUUUAUCAAGAAUACUUUUGGAAGGAGCAAGUUGUAUAAACUGCAAGUUUUCCCAAACCGAUGGACACAUAUACUUCUUUUUUCUUAUGGUUCAAAUAUAAUUAUUUUUUGCCCUGCCGAUACUUCCUGCUAGAUAAAAUUAUUUUUGUAUCUCUAUUAAAUGUAAAAUUGGUUGGACACUUGAAAAAGUGUAAAUAUGCUUUUCCAGGUUACUCCUUCUCAUGUUUUUUAUGUGUAUUUGUUACCUGGCUGCUAAAGCAUACCUUAACCUUUUCUAUGUUAGGCUGGAUUGCUGAUUAUUGAAGCAAUGUGCUUGUACAUGAACAAAAGCAUCAGAUCUUCUAUUUCCUUGCAGAAUCCUUCACAAAGUAGAGUACUUAGGCUGUUUUUUUGUCAGUUUUAAGUUUGUUGGUAGGUCUCAUCAGAAUUUGUUUAUCAGAAGGCAGAUCUAUUGGAUUCCUCAGCUGAAAGGUUGAUAGUUGUCUUCCUCUAGGAAUUGGCCAACUAAUGCAAAAUAUUCAAUAUUCAAUAUUCAACAGUUCCUUGGGGAACCAGGAGAGGCAGGAUGUCAUUUUCAAGCUGUGUUUUUGACCUAGUCCCAGGUGUCUUCUUGUUCCUCAAAAUGUGAUGUAUGUUGUUCAUUAAUCUUCGUUCUUUCUAGCCUAAUGAAGACGCCAUUUUCGCUUUUA